AGCCCAAGUCUAACGAAAGUGUAAGUACAAUAUAAUGGAGGUGCAAGGAAUCUGCCAAUCUAGAUUAACCUGUGCAACAAGCUGUGAAUUAUAUCCUUAUAAACAGCAUAUUCAAAUGCCAGAAGUAAAGGUAGGCACAAAAGGCACCUACCUUGGGCACAGAGAAGCAGAUCGGAAGGGCCACACAGACAGAGUGUCAGAAAGGCCAAGCAGCAGAGGGCAGCAAGCAGACAGGGAAAGAAGGGGUUAACAUGUGAGCUGCAGGAUCUCUGUGCCGCUGUGAAAUGAUUGGGCUUGCUGCCACCCCUGAGGUUUCUCUGGCAGAUGAGCCGGUGAGGAUUCGUGCUUGGGGGCUCCCCCCGCAGACAGCGAUCACCCUGAGAGCCUGGGUACGGGAUGAGAAAGGGGACAUAUUCCACUCCAGGGCAUUUUACCAGACUGACACAGAGGGCAAAGUGGAUCUGGAGCAGUCAGAAGCCACAGGGGGAGAUUUCCGUGGCAUUUACCCUAUGGGACUGUUCUGGGCUCUAAAACCAACCACCCCGUACCGGAGGCUGAUAAAACGGGAUGUUAUGGGGAGCCCUUUCCUUGUGCACCUGGAGCUGUAUCCUUCUGUGCUGCUUGUCCCCUCCGAGGAUCAUCUUCCUGCCGUCACUACAGUGGUGGAGAGGUGGUAUGUAGCUCCAGGGGUGCAACGGCUGCAGGUCAGAGAUGGGCGCGUCCGAGGGGCACUUUUCCUCCCACCAGGUGAAGGGCCUUUCCCAGGAGUCAUUGACAUGUUUGGUGGGAUUGGAGGCCUCACGGAGUUCCGGAGCAGCCUAUUGGCCAGUAGAGGGUUCGCCUCUCUCGCCCUCGCUUACUUUGCUUAUGAAGAUCUUCCAAGCUUUUUGGGAGUAGUGGACCUCACAUACUUUGAAGAAGCUGCUCAGUUUCUUCUGAGGAACCCUAAAGUGUCGGGGGAUGGAGUUGGAGUGGUCGCAGUGUGCAAAGGGGCAGAGAUUGCACUGUCUAUGGCCUCUUAUCUGCCACAGGUUCAAGCUACUGUCUGUAUCAAUGGGACCAAUGCAGUUAAUGGCAACUUUCUUACUUAUGGGAAUAUUUCCAUUGAGGGAAUCCCUUAUCAGAUAGAAAGAGCUCAGACAACACACUCAGGAGCCAUGCAGCUCAGCUUCACUUUACAGGACCCGAGGAAGCCGGAAUAUCAGGACUGCAUACUCCCCAUAGAGAGAGCCCGGGGCCCCGUCCUUUUCUGCGUUGGAGACAAAGACCAAAAUUAUGACAGCUUGUUCUUUGCAAAUGAAGCUUUAGCUCGGGCAAGGAAAAAGGGCAAGCAGAAUGUGUAUUUGCGGCGUUACCCAGGGGCGGGGCAUCUCCUGGAGCCCCCCGGCUCUCCUUUCUGCCCUGUUUCACAAUCCCCUUUCUUUCCCCUUCCCUUAAUGUGGGGUGGGGAGCUUGUGCCCCACUGUACAGCCCAGGAAACAUGCUGGAGAGAGAUGCGGGAUUUUCUCCAUAGCAAUCUUGCCCCCGGUACCAAGAGUAAGUUAUAGGGACUCUGGUAUUUAUGGGAGUUUACCUAGGAAAGCUAUCAAAAUAUGCCAAAUGUAAUUCCACUUAUAUAAGAAGUUGUAGGGUUCUAAAUGUCUAAAAAAUUGUAUGAAUAAAAAAAUCCCAAAUUUCCAAAGCACUAUUCCAGAGACUUGCACACUUCAGGUUUCAGGGCCGAUUCCAAUAACAAGGUUAUGUUAGGUUUACCCAUUUUUGGAAAGAACAGUAAAUAUGUCUUUCUACUGCAAAGAUCCCAGUCUCAAUGCUGUCCUAAACUUAUCAGUUUUUA
Xenopus tropicalis (tropical clawed frog) is the source of this 1834-nucleotide messenger RNA. RefSeq names its product acyl-coenzyme A amino acid N-acyltransferase 1. The transcript has 4 exons. Gene Ontology annotation, molecular function: thiolester hydrolase activity. The record is from RefSeq and is a predicted model, not a curated record. Lineage: Eukaryota; Metazoa; Chordata; Amphibia; Anura; Pipidae. Gene Ontology annotation, biological process: acyl-CoA metabolic process. The coding region runs from base 285 to 1547 and encodes 420 amino acids.